AUGCUUUACAAUUCAUGUGGGUAUCUGUUUUAUGCACUUGCUUAUCUUGAACUAUACCCAGUUUAUAUUUGCCCUGCUGAUAUUCCUAAAUGCGAUCAUACUGACAAGUGUAGAGAUCCCUCAAUUCAAGUUGAUUGGAAUAAUGAUAAAUCUCUUCACAACUGGGUUGAUAAGUUAGAUCUCACAUGUGUUGAGCCCUAUAAAGUAGGUUUAAUUGGAUCAAUGUUUUUCGCUGGGUGGAUCUAAUAUUUGGACAGAUUGACUUCAGUGGCUAAGGAAGGUACAUCUUAUGUUUACUUACUAGAAAUGAUACCACAGAAAAGUGUUACUGCUAUAUCUACAAUUGCCUUAUUUACAGACGGGGCUACUUUGAUUUGGAUCUCCCUCUACUUUAAAUUCAUUACUAAUGAGUAUUUGUAUCUUCUAAUUUUUGGCAUUACCAUUACUGGAAUUUCAAAUUUUGCAAUGCAAUUCAUUCCUGAAUCUCCUAAGUUUUACUAUAGUAUUAAACAGUAUGACUUAGCUAGGAAAAGUCUGAGAUAUAUUGCAAGAUUUAAUGAAGUCUAAGAAUAUGUAGAUUGUAAUUUGAAGAAACUAAGGAUUAUAGUCAGAAUUUAAUUGGAAUUGAGUAAGAUUAAUUUGAGACCUUGCUAAAUCAUUAAGAAAAAGAAUGCUUGGGAAUUAAAGAAUUAGGAAGAAGAUGAUGGUGAGUUAGAUGGAUCAAUGAAAAUGCUUUUAAAAAACAAGAAACAUCUUACAAAUCUAUUGAUUCUAGGUUUCCUUUGGAUUACAGCUUCAUUCGAUUACUAUUUGAUAAAUUUUUAGCUUAAAUACAUAAAGGGAGAUAUAUAUGCCAAUACAGUUGUCUCUUCAGUUAGUGAAGUUGUAGCUUAUGCCUUAACAGGGGCAAUCUUUAAGUUCCUUGGCUUUAGAAAAUCAUUUGUCAUUGCUUUUGUUAUAUCUAUUAUUGGAUCAGUUUUGUACAUUACUCUUAAAAAUAGCGCUGAAAGCUUAUUACCAGUGAUGAUUUUAGCUGCUAAGUUUGGAAUAUCUGCUUCAUUCAGCUUAGUCUAUUUAUCAGUUACCUUGUUUCCUACUUAAUAUGCAUCUACUUGUAUUGGUAUUUGGAAUUUAGUAGCUAGAGUUGGCUCUAUUUUGGCUCCAUAAGUUGCUGAAAUCGAAGGCAUUCUUCCGAUGAUCCUAUUUUGUAUUAUGGCUGGAAUUGCAGCUAUAUCAUCAUUAUUUAUCAGAACUAGUGCUAAAUAAAAUGCUUAAUAAUGA
Messenger RNA from Stylonychia lemnae, 1281 nucleotides. NCBI's taxonomy places the organism in Eukaryota, Ciliophora, Spirotrichea, Sporadotrichida, Oxytrichidae. The record is from the annotation of a GenBank genome assembly.